AAGAAGCUUCUGCCUUCGUCGUGAACGCGCCUGGACGCUCCGCGCGCACGAGCAGCCGUGUUUGUUUGUGUUGAGAUUGGAAAUGGCGGAGAGCGGAGAACGAAGCGAUAACUUGGCUUUGCAAACGCAAGUGCGCCGUCAUUAAAACGCGGAUACCACCCACAAGGGAUUCUCGGAGUUGCUUACGGUUUGCCUCUGCCGAUGGGACAUAAGUCGGACGGAGCAAAAAAGGCAUUUUAGGAACAAGGUUUGGCUUUAGCGAGCUGGUUAGCCCGCUGAGCUAACCGUGCUAGCAGCCUGGCGUAAGCUAGCUUUCAAGCCGUGUGUGUGUGAUUUUAAUUACGCAUGCUUGUUUGUCAACAUACGAUGACGUUAAAUAGCUAGCAAGCCUGCUAACACGCUAGGUUGACUUCUCCCGGUUUCCAAGCUAAGCAAACAUGACCGCUGCAGCUCACCGCAGACGUAUUAACCCGAAGUAAGAGUGGAUAAAAGCAGCAAAGCAGCAAGUUAAGCGGCUAACUGGCUUGUGUUCAUGGGAAUUAACCAUCCAGCGUGACAACUCCCAGCUGGACCCCGCGAGCAGGACCUUCAUCACAAGUUGACUAAACGGUCGGAGGCCAACAGGCUUCUCCCUGCACCCGGGGUGGUGCCAUGUGACGGAGCAGCCGUGGUGCUACAACCCCACCAUCACCACCGCUCCAUCACCUCCACUCCAAGCUGUUUGCCCACCACCGACUGCCCCCCCACCCCCUCCACUAUCCCUUACCCCCCCUUUAUCUCUGCUCUGAGCCCCGGACGAGGCCAACCACAGCCAACACAUGACUCACCCACUGGAGCCCUAGAUCAAGUGAGUUAAAGCUGAAGAUGAGUGCAGUAGGGGAGAACCCCCUGGACCCUGCCACGCCAGAGUCACGCAAGAGGAGGGGCUCGCCAUGUGACACAUCAGGGCAAAGUAAGAUAUUAUUGACGGCUUUGACGCACAGGUCUAAGAGGUUCUCAAAGGUGGAGAAAGCAGCUCUCUCGUCUCCGGAUGAGGAGGUGCAGAAGAGUGACAUCUCCUCCAGUAGCCAGGGGCUGGUGGAGAAGGAGGCCCUAGGGCCCAUGCUGCUAGAGGCCCUUGAUGGGUUCUUCUUCGUCGUCAACCGGGAGGGCCGCAUCGUCUUUGUCUCAGAGAACGUGACGGCUUACCUCGGAUACGCCCAGGGGGAGCUGAUGACCUCGAGUGUCUACAGCAUCCUCCAUGUGGGAGACCACAAUGAAUUUGUUCGCAAUCUGCUGCCCAAAAGCCUGGUAAAUGGCGUGCCGUGGCCGCAGGACGCUGGCAGAAGGAACAGCCACACCUUCAACUGCCGCAUGCUGAAAAGGCCGCCGGACGAGAUGGACUCCGAAAACCCGGAAGCUCGGCAGCAAUAUGAGAUCAUGCAGUGUUUCACCUUGUCUCAACCACGGACAAUGCAGGAGGAGGGAGAAGACCUGCAGAGCUGCCUGAUCUGUAUUGCCUGUCGGAUACCUCGCGCCCAGCCUUUGAGCACCGAGUCUUUCAUAACGAAGCAGGAUCCUACAGGGAAGAUCAUCUCCAUAGAAACUAGUGCUUUGCGGGCGACAGGCCGGCCUGGCUGGGAGGACCUGGUCAGGAAGUGCAUCUACGCUUUCUUUCAGCCGCAGGGCAAAGAGCCCUCCCACGCCAAGAAGCUGCUGCAUGAGGUGAUGACCCAUGGCACUGCUAUCAGCCCGUUGUACCGCUUCACGUUAAGUGACGGCACCCCGCUCAGCGCUCAAACCCGCUGCAAGUUCUGCUGCCCCCCCAACCCUGACGUACAGCCCUUCAUAAUGGGCAUUCACACUAUUGACAGGGAACACAACACUUCUAGCUCUCAGGAAAACACUAACCCCAGCCUUCCGACCCUUGGCAGCCUUGCCCAAACUCCCUCCCGCUCCCCUUCCCUUCCUCCCAGCAGCAACUGGAUCCAAGGCGCUGGCCUCGCCUCCUCGGGCCUUCACCCCAACAACACCAACACCUCCCCCCACGGACAUAAUCCAGCCACACCCACAGGCUACCUGACGCCCAAUCGGACCUUUCCCCAGCAGGUCAACAGCCCCUCUCCUUUGAGCAGCCCACUCACAGCCACCCCUACCUCUUUUAUGUUACCCAGGAUGCCACGGGCCAGUCCUGGGUUAGGGGGAAGCCCUCGGGUCCCGGGGAACCCUUUCUCUCCUACCACACCAGGCCUCCAUUCCCCAGCAGGGGAGCUGAGUAGUGGAGGGAGCCUCAGCAGACAGCAGUCUGGCGGCAAUGGUAGUAGCGCCGUCAGCGGGGGGUCAACGGGGUCCUUCACCCAGUCCUCUCCUGUCCUACAGAGACAAGCCAACACACCCACCUCCACUCGGCCUCCGUCUGCAAAACCGUCAGAGGGAGGAGAAGGACGGGGAGAGGACUCUGUUAAAGCCCCCCUUCCUUCUGCCUCACAGCUGGGUAACACCAGACUCAAUCAGCUCCUGGAUAGCAAUGGGACGGGAGUUGAAUCUCACAACAACAGAAUCCACUGCACCCCAUCACCUCUUCCACCGAACCCCCCUCCUGUCCCCCAGUGCCCUGCCUCUCACAGCACCCUUACGGAACGGCAUAAAAUCCUGCACCGGCUGCUCCAGGACACCAGUCCCAACGACGGCUCCACCACCGAGGAAGAACUAAACAAACACGAUGUUGAGAUCAAGAGGGAGCUGCCUGCCAGUCCAGCUCUUAACGCAUCACCUCCCAAGUCCAGCUCCAAAGAGCCACAGGACCAUCAACUACUCCGUUUUCUCCUGGACACAGACGAAAAGGACUUGGGGGACCUUCCACCUCCAUCUGCUCUCACCCUGCAGACGGUUAGGGUAAAGGUGGAGAAGAGAGCCAGCGUGGAGGGAGCAGCCUGUACGGGCUCUUCUGCUGCAGCAGGAGGUGCAGCCAAACCUGCAGGAGUAGGCAGCAGCUCGGCUUGCGUCAGCCCCAGAUCGAGCCCCGUCGGAGAGAACUGCAGAGACGGCUGCAGAGACGGCCGCAGGGACGGCCGCAGGGACAGCCGAGACUCCACGAUCUCUGGUGGCCCUGUUGACAUGGACCCUCUCACCCAGCUGCUGCCUGGCCUUAGAGGCCCGGUUGAGGUCAAACACGGCAGUGAGGAUUCAACGACCCCUGGAGGGGGCCCCCAACUCCACUCUCCAGCCUCGCAGGCCUCAGCUCAGCUCCAGUCCUCCCUGCCUCAGCUCCAGUCCCCCCUCUCUCAGCUCCAGUCCCCCCUGUCCCAGCAGCAGUCCCAUUCCCAGUUGCAAUCGCCGUCCCCCCAGCUCCACUCCCCUUCCCCACAGCUCAAACUGCAGUCACCCACUCAGCUCCAGCCCGGCGAGGCCGGCACUCUCCGCAACGUCAAUGUGAAGAGAGAGCCUCCCGGCACUCCGAACAGAGGACCCGCUGAUGGCGGCCCAACCUCCGGCUGCAGCCUCCAGAGUCCGUCAUCCUUUGAUUUCUGCAGUCCCCCCACUCCAAACCAGACACAGAACCAGGGACAGGGAGACAUCUUCCAGACCUCCCAGGACAGCAGCCCCUUUCCAGAGGCAGACAUUAACCCAUUCAGUUCAAACACUGGUCUAUCUAAGAUGGACGCGGGAGACUCCCAGUUCCAGCCUCUGGCUCUGUCUGACACCUUGUCCUUCGAUGGUCUUGGGACACCUUUACAGGCGCCCUUGGCAUCGCCGCAAGAGCAGUGCGUGCCAUGUUCGCUGGAUGACGUGCUGGGCCCUCCGACCACACCUGAGGGCCGGAACGAUGAGAAAGCUCUGUUAGAGCAGCUCGUCUCCUUCCUCAGUGGGACCGAUGAGAGUGAACUGGCCAAGCUGGAUAAGGCUCUGGGUAUUGACAAACUGGUGCAGGGUGGCUGUUUUGACCCCUUGACCCCAAACUUCCUAACCCAGCAGCCCAAUGCCACGCCAGGUUCCAAUGACCCUAAACUCCCCACCUACCUUUCCCAGUUUACACCAGCUCCACAAGCUCAGUUUCCUCCAGAGCUGACCAUGGUGGUGGGGACACAGGGUCUUGGGUUUGGAGCCCCCCGGGGGGCUUUCCCCGGCGGGGCAACGGGCAUCGGCCUGAGGCCGGGUAUGACGCGAUCACAGGGGAUUGGCCCUCAGCUCCGGCUGCCACCCAACCAACUGCGCCUGCAGCUGCAGCAGAGGCUGCAGGGCCCACAGCAGCUCCAGAACAGGAUGGGUGGCAUGAAUCCGUUUCCUGGGGGCACCCAGCAUGUGAACCUAGGGAUUCGUCAAGGGGUUCAACAAUCUCAGAUGCCCUCACAGCAGCCGCCGCUGAAUGCCCAGAUGCUGGCCCAGCGACAGAGGGAACACUACAGCAACCAGCACCGCCAGCGCCAGCUUUUCCAGCAGAAAGUCAUGCUGGCGAGACAGAACAUGGGGCCCAUCGGAACUGCCAGGGUCCCAAAAGGUCCCACAACAACGCCUCAACAGCAGCAGCAGCAGUUCAACUUUCCACAAGGGUACCCCCCGUUGACGGGUAAAUCCCCUACCUCACCAAGUCAGUUUGGCCCCAUCAGCGGGAGUCCUCUGGACAACAAGAUGCCCGUCAGAGUCCCCCUGAACAACAAGGCGCUUAUGGGCAGCAUGCAGGGCCAGUUCAGCAGCCCCGUGAACUCCUCAUUGCAGCAGGGCCUGUUUCAGCAGAUUGGAGGGACUGCUGUCGCCCAGCAAGACCCAUCUUUCCCGUCUGAGAUGAGCCCAACCAGCCCUUUGUUGUCACCUCAAAGCUCCAACUCCCAGAGUCCUCUGCUUCAGCAGGCCCCGCCCCCUGGCUACCAGUCACCAGAAAUGAAGAGCUGGCAACAGACAGGCAUGGGAAGCAACAGCCUGUUCAGUCAGUCAGGACCGAGUGCAGUGCCGGCUUUUGGCCAGCAGGGGGUUUACAACAACAUGAGCAUCACCGUCGCCAUGGCCGGGGGCUCGGCUAGCGUCGGCUCAUUACCUCACGUGGGGCAGCCGGUUGGCAUGGGCAACAGUAACCUCAGCAACGUCAGCUCAGUGUGCAGCGACCAGCAGGUGCAGCAGGUUCAGGUGUUUGCGGACGUGCAGUGCACAGUGAACCUGGUUGACAGUGACUCCUACCUGAACCAGGGCUCCAUCGGCGCCACGGCCCCCCAGAAGGGCCCCGGAGCGCAGGUCUCUCAGAACAACCAGGCCCAGCAGAAGAGCCUCCUCCAGCAGUUGCUCACUGAGUGACAACUCUCGCAAACCCCCGUUCAGCUCUCCCACUCCCUCUUCUUCUCACUUCUACGCCUCCUCCUCGGAGGCAAGUGCACCAGACCCGUUGCUGUCUCUGCCUCACCUUUUGGAUGGAAGGAUGGAUGUUAGGACGACCACGGAGUCGGCUCAGAGUGGUCCAGGUGUAGGUGGAGCUACGCAGCCUGUCCACUUCUGUCCCCACAGGGAUUUCGGGGGGGCUGGUUGUUUUUAGACGCCCAGUACUUUUAAGAAAAAGACUCAAGUCAGAAGGAGCAGCAGUGUAUUUAAACCUGCCUGUCUAAUCUGUCUGACAACCUGUCUGUCUGCCUCAGCCUAUUAAAGGCAGUGUUGUCUUGCUGCUCAUUCCUUGGUGACCUACUUCCUGCUUCCUGACCCAAGAAAAAAAAAAAAAAGAACUGCGACAUCAUUGUAGAUUUGCCAAGUUUUUCGUCACUGUCAAAUCAGGGCCGGCCUCUCUCUCUUUUAUUUUUCUCUGUUUUUAUUUUUAUGAUGGUUGUCGAUGUCAGGCCGUCGCAGCAGUGCAUCUUGGGAGCAUGAGUUGCAGCAUACAGCUGAGCUCAUCACUUUUAAGUGUGG
This is a messenger RNA of Etheostoma cragini (Arkansas darter), 5865 nucleotides long. It is a transcript of the gene ncoa1, whose product is annotated as nuclear receptor coactivator 1. The transcript has 22 exons. NCBI's taxonomy places the organism in Eukaryota, Metazoa, Chordata, Actinopteri, Perciformes, Percidae. Gene Ontology annotation, molecular function: nuclear receptor binding. Bases 865 to 5265 code for a protein of 1466 amino acids. Gene Ontology annotation, cellular component: nucleus. Gene Ontology annotation, biological process: cellular response to hormone stimulus; positive regulation of transcription by RNA polymerase II. The record is from RefSeq and is a predicted model, not a curated record.